Guyanagaster necrorhizus is the source of this 1559-nucleotide messenger RNA. RefSeq names its product DHS-like NAD/FAD-binding domain-containing protein. Lineage: Eukaryota; Fungi; Basidiomycota; Agaricomycetes; Agaricales; Physalacriaceae. The transcript is spliced from 8 exons. Gene Ontology annotation, molecular function: histone deacetylase activity, NAD-dependent; NAD+ binding. Bases 260 to 1360 code for a protein of 366 amino acids. The record is from RefSeq and is a predicted model, not a curated record.
AAGCUAAAUGGAAAAAAAAACAAAAAACACGCACUCUUUUCGAUGCUGUUCCGUCCUAUGCAUGUAUGAACAGUCAGCACAAGCUUCCCAACAAACAAAGAAAGGUUGGCUCUCACCUCGAUUGUAUCAAAUUGGAGAACCCAUAGUAAACCUAUAAUAAAUACGCAUCAGAAAACCCGACUUUGAACCAUCCAGAAAAGACACAGAGCCUACCCCACCAGCGACCAGAGCGCCGGAAACGGGUCCCACGAGAAACGACAUGAGUGUUGGGGACGAGCGAUCUGCACAGCCACGUAUGCGUAUAUCCAUCCCGACCAUCCCGACCCAUUCAACUUCGACCCCCACACCCCCGGCAGAGGCCAUCCAGCGCGUCGUCGAGUUCCUCGCUCCAGGAACGGUGGCCCUCAUCACCGGUGCUGGCGUCAGCGUCGAUUCUGGUAUACGCGCUUAUAGAGGGCAUGAUGGCCGGUACAUGAAUCCUAAUUACCAGCCUAUACUUUAUCACGAGCUGGUGGAUGAGACCGAGAGAGGGUUCACUUUUAGGCAGCGAUACUGGUUGAGGUCCUAUCUAGGAUACCAGCCCGUCGUGAGCGCCCUUCCCAACACGACCCAUUACGCUCUCGCCGCGCUCCAGCACGCUUCCGUCGUCCCUCGUAUAAUCACUCAGAACGUCGAUGGCUUGCAUCACAAAGCCCUCUCCCUAUCCCACCUAAUCAACCCCCAAGAAGCUAUCCUCGAGCUCCACGGGACUUUACACCGCGUACGCUGUAAACAUGGCCAUCCAGUCGACCGCUCGACCUUCCAGCAGAUGCUUUCUCUCGCUAACCCCCAAUGGAAAGCGUUUUUAGACGACGUCGAACGGACAGGCAAUAAACCGCGGACGAACCCAGAUGGUGAUGUCGACGCUGAAAGCCUCGGAGCCUCCUACACCUCCUUCACCCUCCCAGACUGCCCCACGUGCCUCCUGCAAAACCGGCGAAACUCAACACACAAACCCGAGGUUGUCUUUUUCGGAGAAUCCAUAUCACAGGAGGUCAAAGACCGAUCGUUCCUCGACGUCGAGCGCUCGGACAGGCUGAUGAUCAUAGGCACGACCCUAGCUACCUACUCCGCAUUCCGCCUGCUCAAGCACGCUGUGGAGCUCCGCAAACCGGUUCUGGUGGUUAAUGUCGGCCCUACGAGGGCCGAUGGCGUUCCGGGGGUGGAGAAGGUUGAUGUGGCCAGUGGGGUAGUUAUGCCGGAUGUGGUGAGGGCGUUGUUAGGCAGCCGUGUACAGGACGAUAAAGUCAUUCUGGAGAUGCUGCAGAGCGGGGUGGUUAACCCCCCACCUGCGGACGACGAUGACCGCACUGAGGGAUAGAUUAACGUUAUAGAUGUUGAAGAGACAUACUAGAGCUUCUGUUUUUUUUUAUAAUACUUCUACUCGUUAUUCUUUGGCGUCCGGCCAAAGCUGACGUCUUUCGCAGAUGUUACGCACCUUCCUCGUAACAGGGCUUUCUAUCCGAGAAUGCUACCACCAUCAUCCCCAGCAGUCCAUCCACCCCUGCCUCCCUUCUAAU